AUGGCGCAUUCAUUGAAGGAUCUGGAAGGCUGGGAAAUUAUAACAACCGAUGGGUUCGGUAAUAUUAUUGAUAAUACCCAGAAAAGACGACGUCAUCGAAGAAAUGAAGAGGAACUUGUCUACCUUCAAAGAAAAUCAGACGGAUUGAGGUUUGGUCGUGGUGACAACAUUAUUAUGAACGAUGAAAAGUUGGAUACUUAUUCGAUAUACUUGGUGCAUGAUAUUAGACUGAAUACCUUGAACAAUGUGGUGGAGCUAUGGGCACUAACGUAUUUAAGAUGGUUUGAAUUAGAUCCAGUCACAUAUUACAGUAAUUUUGAACCCAAAGUGGUUAAAAAUCUGGAUACAAGAGAGGAGGUAAAUAGAAAAAUGGCAGAGGAUGUGGACAAAAACGAGCUAUAUUUCACAUUACAACCAGCAGAACUCAAAUUAUCCAAUUUCAUAUCAUUAGCCAAAGUCUCCAAUUUCGAUAGUUGGUUGAACGAUACUGAGGAAAAAGACUUGAAAAAAGAGUUCUUUGUUAGAUAUAUAUUUAGUCCCAUUUCUGACAACGUGGUCCCAAUUAAUCUUAUUGAAGAGAUACCCAACAUGCUUAAGUUAACACCAAAGGAGGCUCAAGAAUAUAUAAAAGACAUAGCGUGGCCGAAGAAGAGAGGGACUGACACAUCUAAGGAGCUUCCAAAGGAGUUUCUUAUCGAGACACCAAAAAAGCGUAGCUACGCAGAAAUCGAAAAUGAAUACGAUGACAUCUUGAGCUCCGCAAGUGAAAGUGAUUCUUCUAAUGAUGAAACAGCGAACCACAGUAAUUCGUCAGAUUUUAGCUCUGCUGAUGAUGUUAGUAAUGAUGAUGCUGAGAAUUCAGGCUCAGAUUCAGAAUUAUUUGAGGAUGACGAUUAUAUAUCUGAAUCAGAGAGUAUCGGUAGGAAACGAAAUAAUAAAUCUUCAGAUACUGGAAUAAAAAGGGGAAGGGGACGCCCACCAAAAAAUGCUUCUGGGUUGAUUAGAAGAUACCCUCAUGGAUUAACUUUCCAAAAAAACACUACGCCCAAUGGAGCAUCGAAUACAAACGUCAUUAGGAAGUUUACCAAGAAAAAUAUUGCACGUGCUAAGAAGAAAUACACAGCCUUUUCCAAACGUUACGAAUCUAUUAAGGAUAUUCCUGAUUUGAAAAAGCUCAAGGCUUUUAACCAGGAUUCAGAUGAAGUAGAUCGAACCAAUAGGAAGUUGGAGAAUAUAAUGAAAACUACCCAAAAUCAUCAUGCAGUUGAGACUAUUUUUUCUAAAGUCAAAAAACAAUUAUAUUCAUCUCAUGGGAAAGAAGAAAUUGUGAAAUCAAAGAAUUUUGAAAAUUACUUACCUGCUCGUGAGAAUGAAUUUGCAUCAAUUUACUUGAGUGUAUACAGUGCUAUUGAAUCAAGUUCCGCUACAACAGUUUAUGUUGCUGGGACACCUGGUGUAGGUAAGACAUUAACUGUGAGAGAGGUGAUCAAAGAUCUCAUGGCUUCUGCUAAACAGGAAGAGCUUCCUAAAUUUCAAUAUGUGGAAAUUAAUGGGUUAAAAAUGGUCAAGCCAACCGAUAGCUAUGAAGUUCUUUGGAAUAAGAUUUCUGGUGAAAGGUUGACGUGGGGCGCUUCAAUGGAAUCACUAGAAUUUUAUUUUAAUAAAGUGCCCAAGGGGAAAAAGUAUCCUAUAGUUGUCCUAUUAGAUGAAUUGGACGCGCUAGUCACCAAGAAUCAAGAGAUAAUGUAUAAUUUUUUUAAUUGGACCACAUAUCAAAAUGCCAAACUUAUUGUUAUAGCCGUUGCCAACACUAUGGAUUUACCUGAAAGGCAAUUGGGGAAUAAAGUUUCUUCAAGAAUAGGGUUCACAAGAAUUAUGUUUACUGGUUAUACUCAUGAAGAACUUAAAAACAUUAUUGAGUUUAGAUUAUCUGGUUUUAAUGACACCUAUUUUUAUGUUGAUGCAAAAACUGGUAGUGCGAUUCAAAUUGAAGAUGGUGUGAAAUAUGAUCCCAUCAAACAUUCUGAUAUGAAGAAGAUUCGUUUGCAAAUGAGCCCAGAUGCGAUUGAGAUUGCUUCAAGAAAAGUUGCCAGUGUUAGUGGUGAUGCAAGAAGAGCUUUAAAGGUAUGUAGAAGAGCCGCUGAGAUCGCUGAAAAGCAUUAUAUGAUGAAACAUGGGUUUGGCUACGAUGGAGAAGCUAAGAACGAAAAUAUUACAGAUGAAGAAGAUAAUGAACUUGAAGAUAAUCAAGAUGGAGAAGAAUUACAAACAGUGCAUAUAAGACAUAUCAUGCAAGCGUUAAAUGAAACAAUUAACUCGAAUAUUGUCAAUUUUAUUAAUCGAUCAUCUUUUACUACCAAGUUAUUCCUAUUUGCAUUAUUAAACCUAAUUAAGAAAACUGGCCUACAUGAACAGCCAUUGGGUGAUGUAACUGAUGAAAUACGACUUCUCAUGGAUGUCAAUGGCAAUAAUAAAUUUAUUGUCAGCAUUAACGACACAUUAUAUAGAGAUGGUAAAAAGGGAUCUCAGAUUCAACUCAAGAUUCAGUCAUGGGAUUAUCUCUUAUAUCAAUUGAUUGAAGCGGGAAUUCUUAUCAAGCAAAAUAUGAAAAAUGAGAGAAUCAGUUGUGUGAAGUUUAACGUCGCCUUGGAGGAUGUUAGGAGAGCGAUUGAUCAAGAUGAGAUUUUAAAAGAUUUGUAA
Messenger RNA from Naumovozyma castellii, 2700 nucleotides. It is a transcript of the gene ORC1, whose product is annotated as origin recognition complex subunit 1. Lineage: Eukaryota; Fungi; Ascomycota; Saccharomycetes; Saccharomycetales; Saccharomycetaceae. The record is from RefSeq and is a predicted model, not a curated record. The transcript has a single exon. The coding region runs from base 1 to 2700 and encodes 899 amino acids.